Osmia lignaria (orchard mason bee) is the source of this 1657-nucleotide messenger RNA. It is a transcript of the gene Tbp, whose product is annotated as TATA binding protein. Gene Ontology annotation, biological process: DNA-templated transcription initiation. Gene Ontology annotation, molecular function: DNA binding. The record is from RefSeq and is a predicted model, not a curated record. NCBI's taxonomy places the organism in Eukaryota, Metazoa, Arthropoda, Insecta, Hymenoptera, Megachilidae.
UAUCUUACUUUUUCGAAGUCUAUGGCGAUUUUUAAAGCAAAGUUGUAAACAAACAAGGGGUACAUAAUGAAAGAGAAAUAGAAACGAGAAUUAAGUAUAGCAAGGAUUUAUAUGUAUUUUCAUUUAAAAAGUGCGUUUGUUAAUAUUUUCUGUAUUUGGAGAGAUAAAAUUGUGAAGCUUCAAACGUAACCUGUAAAUAUUAUUAGUGAAAUGUCUUUUAAAAUGUGGGCAUUUCUGAAGUUAUGAAACUUUGUUACGAGGUUACAGUUUAUUAAGAAUUCCUUAAUUAAUUGUAAAUAAAUAAAUUAUUGAAUCUUAAUUUAUUUGUUUUGUAAAACAAUAAAAAGCAAUAAUGGAUCAGAUGUUACCAAGUCCUGGGUUUAGUAUACCCAGUAUAGGAACUCCUUUACAUCAACCUGAAGAAGAUCAACAAAUUUUACCUAAUGCAUUGCAACAACAGCAACAACAACAACAAUCACAGCAACAGCAGCAACAACAGCCUCAACAACAGCAAUAUCAGUUACAGCAACUGCAUGCCAUGAGUCCAAAUAUGCUUAUGCUUGGAACACCGCAAAAAACUAUGCAUGCAUAUGCAUCAACACCUACAUUUGCAACACCACAAAGUCUUAUGCAGCCACAAACACCGCAAAAUAUGAUGUCCCCAUUAGUACAAAAUACAAAUCACAUAGCACCGCCAUCAAUAGGACCAUCUACUCCUGGUCCAAUGACUCCUAUGACACCUGCCUCAGCGGAUCCUGGGAUAUUACCACAACUUCAGAAUAUUGUCUCCACAGUUAAUUUAAAUUGUAAGUUAGAUUUAAAAAAGAUUGCCCUUCAUGCAAGAAAUGCAGAGUAUAAUCCAAAGAGAUUUGCUGCAGUCAUUAUGAGGAUAAGAGAACCAAGAACUACAGCUUUAAUAUUCAGUAGUGGAAAAAUGGUUUGCACAGGAGCAAAAAGUGAAGAGGAUUCGCGAUUGGCUGCAAGAAAGUAUGCCAGAAUUAUUCAGAAGCUUGGUUUCCCUGCAAAGUUUCUGGACUUCAAAAUACAAAAUAUGGUAGGAAGUUGUGAUGUGAAAUUUCCAAUUAGACUGGAGGGUUUGGUACUCACUCAUGGACAGUUCUCCUCAUACGAACCGGAACUAUUUCCUGGAUUAAUAUAUCGAAUGGUUAAACCUAGAAUUGUUCUGUUGAUAUUCGUGUCAGGGAAAGUAGUUUUAACAGGAGCAAAAGUUCGACAAGAGAUCUAUGAGGCAUUUGAUAAUAUUUAUCCAAUUCUAAAAAGUUUCAAGAAGCAGUGACCUUAUUUUUUAUGCAUUGAAGUUCUGCUUCACAUGGACAAAAUCUAGGGCAAGAUGAAAGAAUGCCAACCACUUUGAAAAAAAUGUGUCUUCUCGAUAAUGUGGUGCCUUGAUCGAGGGAUAGUCGUCACUUUAGAAUUUCAUUUUAAUUUAUACGUAUUUAUAUAACAUAAGCAUUAUUAAUUUCAAACAUUUUUAUUAUCGCAUUAAGCGCGAUAACGUUCCUGUGACUGGAUAGAAAUAGAACAAUGAAUACUUUGUUACCUACAAGUUACAAGCAAUAGAAAAAAUGGAGGAGUUUUUUAAAAUAGAAACUAACUGAUAAUAUUACAUAUGUACUACCAUUUGCAUUCUUGAAAC